AUGCUUUCGGGUAGUUUACUUAUAUUGAAAAUAUGUUUGAUUUUUCAAUUGUUAUACGAUGCAACGCCAAUUGAUUUGAAUAUAAAUGAAGAGAAAAAAGUGGAAAAAUUUCUUCCUUUAAUCGCAUUUAAAUGUGGUUAUCGAAAUAAGUUUUUAUCAGAAAAUGGUGAAUGGAUUACUGAUAAAAAUAAAUAUGCGACUUGUUUAAGUGGUAAACUGGAUAUACUUAAAUAUUGCCGAAAGGUUUAUCCAAAAUUGGAUAUUUAUAAUAUCGUUGAAUACAAGCAUAAUGUAAAGAUUUCAUCAUGGUGCCAUGAAGAAGGAUUUCCAUGUAAAUGGACAUUUACGGUUCAACCAUAUCGUUGCAUUGUUGGUGAAUUCCAAUCGGAGGCGCUUCAAGUGCCUCAAAAUUGUCGAUUUUUGCAUGAUAGCCAUUCAAGAAAAUGUGAAGGGCCUGAUUAUUGGAAAAAUGUUGCCGAUAAAAAGUGCACUUCAAAGAUUCUCGUAAAUAAGCAAUCAGCAUUACACUCAUAUUCAUUGCUCGAACCAUGUGGGCUUGAUAUGUUUACUGGAGUUGAAUUUGUUUGUUGUCCAGCUGAUAAAUAUAUUGUCGGUUCUAAAAUCACUAAAAGUGAUAAAGUUGAUAUCGAUGAAGAUGAGGAUGAUGAAGAAGAAGACGAUGAAGAUGAAUAUGAUGAUGAUUACAGCGAUGAUCAUGACGAUGGCACCAUGGCUGCAGGUUUUUUUAAUUGUCAAGAUUUUUUCAAUAAUCGUAAAAAAAUAAAGGAUUUGGAUAAGGCAAUUUCAGAUAAUACCAGAGAUAAUUACCAAGAUCCAUAUUAUAAAAUUUCUGAUCCUGCGAACGAACAUGAACAUUUUAAAGAUGCUCAGCAACGCCUAGAAAAACGACAUCGUGCGAAAAUAAAUAAGGUAAUGCGUGAAUUAGCCGAACUAGAAAACAGGUACGAAAAUAUGAAGAAAAAAGAUCCGAAAGGUGCUGAAGUUUUCAAGAAGGAAAUGUCCCUACGAUUCCAGAAAACGGUUGCGUCUCUUGAAGAAGAAAAUAAGGAACAGAAGAAGCAAUUAGAAGACGUUCAUGAAGAGCGCGUACAAGCACAUUUGAAUGAAAAAAAACGUCAAGCUACCCAUGACUAUCGUACUGCAUUGGCUGUUCAGGUUGGCAAGAAUAAUAAACAUAAAAUUUUGAAAACUUUGAAAAUAUAUAUUCGAUCAGAAGAAAAGGAUCGAAUGCAUAUGAUCAAUCGAUAUCGACAUCUUCUUCGAACUGAUCGAGAUGAAGCUGAUGUUUAUGAAAAAAUACUCGCUCAUCAGUUGCGUUAUAUUGACUUACUUGAAUUUUGGUCGGAAUACAGGCGGGAAAAUACGCCUGAAAUAACUGAUGAAAAAUUCAUAUUAAUUGGUGGAGAUGAACAAAAUGCUAAAUUGAUAAAGUUUUACAAGGAUUCAUAUGAUCGCCUUCAUAAUUACAAACCUUCAACGAAAAGAACUAUUGCUUCGCCAACAACAAACAUCUCUCCAACGAAUAUUGGAGAAGAGGAUGAUGAUGCUGAUGAUGAUGAUGAUAGUGCUGAUGAAAGUGAAGAUAACAUCGCUGGUAUAAUUGACAAUAAAAAUUCAAAUAAAAAAGAAUUGCGCAUUGAAGUCGAUUCAGUCCCAAAUCAUUUGCUUGAAUUAUCGUCAGCUCACCAGUCUUAUGCUAAACACUCACCUCUUGUGCAUGAUAAAUCAAUAAUUAAUGCAAAUAUAGUUGAUGUAGUUCAUUAUUACACUUCGAAUUUUGGCAAUAUUACACAUUUGAUUAUAAUUCUGGCUGCAACAACUUCAAUAAUUUUUGUUCUAAUCGGUUAUAUAAUGAUGCGUAAGCGUUCGGUACAUCAGGGUUUUAUUGAAGUGGAUGUUUGCACUCCCGAAGAAAAACAUUUGAAUUGUAUGCAAGUGAAUGGAUAUGAGAACCCAACAUAUUCUUUUUUCGAUAAUAAACAAUAA
This is a messenger RNA of Dracunculus medinensis (Guinea worm), 2007 nucleotides long. The record is from the annotation of a GenBank genome assembly. NCBI's taxonomy places the organism in Eukaryota, Metazoa, Nematoda, Chromadorea, Rhabditida, Dracunculidae.